AAGUAAUUCUCACUCUUAUGAUAAUGAAGGUUUCCAUCUUGGUCAUCUUCUUCAUCUUCUUGUUUACUAUGAGUGAACAUAUUUUAGAAACAAGUGAUAUUAUGCUUCCAUCAGAGGCUGAUGAGGGCAAAAACGACAAUGAGAUCAAGACGUACAUCAUUCACUUAGCAAAGCCCGAGACGAGGAAGCUCCUAGGCAAUGAAGAGUUGGAGAGCUGGCACAAGUCCUUUCUUCCAAACUUGACAUUGGACUCCGGUGAGCUGCGGCUAGUGUACUCCUACUUCGAAGUAAUGACUGGAUUUGCGGCAAGGUUAACACCUAAUGAAGUUAAAGCCAUGCAAUGCAUGGAUGGCUUCCUGCAUGCAGAGUUGGACAUUCAGAGAUCACAACCCAGACCACGUACAGCCCUCAUUAUUUGAGGUUAAGUGAUCCAUCAACUGGAAUAUGGCACACGGAAUCCAACAUGGGAGAAGGCAUCAUCAUUGGAGUGAUAGACUCAGGUGUCCCACUGAACCACCCAUCAUUUUCUGACGAUCAAAUGCCUGCAAAACCGGCCAACUGGAAUGGAAGCUGCAACUUCAACAACUUCACUUGUAACAUGAAAAUCAUUGGGGGUGGAACAUAUGGAAAUGGCAGUAAUGGAAAUAGACCACCACUGGACACAUGUGGACAUGGGACCCACGUGGCGAGCAUAGCCACCGGGAAUUUUGUGAAGGAUGCCAUGGUUGUUGGCAAUUUCAAGUACACAGCCUCUGGGAUGGCCCCCAGAGCUCACCUAGCUAUCUACAAGACAUUCUAUAAACGAGCUGAUAACCUGAAAAGCUUUGAUAGGGCAAUAGCUGACGGAGUGGACAUCAUCAAUUUUUCUAUAGGCGGCAAUGAAACUGCGAACUUUUACAAUGAUGAAGCUGCCUUCUCUGGCUAUAAGGCCACAAAGAAGAAUAUCUCUGUCUCAGUCUCCGCAGGUAACAAUGAUGGAGAGCCAAAAUCCUUAAGUCACACUGCGCCUUGGCUCACAGUAGUUGGCGCAAGCUGGCUAGAUAGGAGGCUUGCAGCAGCAGUGAAGCUGGGCAAUGGGGAAGAGUUUAUAGGAGAAACUGGGUUUUACCAGCCAACUCAUUUCAACUCAUCCAUCUUCCUUCCAAUUAUAUACCUUGGAGCUAACAACAAAACACAGGCUUUAGAUUGCUUGAGUGGUUCCUUGAAUGGGAUCAAUGUGACAAAUAAGAUAGUGUUAUGCCAGGCUGGUAAUAAAAAUGUUGACAAAGGACGUGUUGUUCUCUCCGGUGGUGGGGCAGGCAUGAUUCUCUUGGGUCUAAUAAUGAACACCCAAAAUGACAAACAUGUUCUUCCAGUAUCUCAUGUCAACUCUGACGAUGCCGAGAAGAUACUGGAGUACUACAACUCACCCAGAGAAUCACCUCCCAAUGCUACCUUUGUAUUCAAAGGGCAAGUAUCCGGUCGGCGCCCAGCUCCAGCUAUCGGUAGCUUCUCUUCAAGGGGUCCUAGUAUAUGGAAUGGUGGUAUUUUGAAGCCAGACGUAAUUGCACCUGGCCAUGUGAUUCUCGGAGCAUCCAUUCACAAAGGCGGUCCCUUCAAUAAUUAUUUCCAGUUCAAAAGUGGCACAUCCAUGGCAUCGCCUCAUGUAGCAGGAGUCAUGGCUUUGCUCAAGAAGAAAUACCCAUCAUGGUCUCCAGCGGCCAUCCAAUCAGCAAUAAUAACAACUGCAGAUGAUGUUGAUCUCGCUGGGAAUCCAUUCAUUCACAUGAAAACCUGGAAGGCAUCCAACAUCUUUGAUCGAGGAGCAGGACAUAUCAAUCCCAUUAAAGCAAUGGAUCCAGGCCUCAUCUACGACCGUGACUUCGAUGAUUACAUUGGCUACAUGUGUUUUCUUAAUUAUAAUCCCACCUAUAUGCAACGUUUCAAUAGCAGAAAAGUGGAUUGUGCUAAAGAGAAGAAGAUCAAACCAUCCCAACUGAAUUAUCCUUCCAUCAUGGUAACUUUGAGUUCCAACUCUCCAAAUGAGACUAUUAUGAGGACAGUGACCAAUGUAGGCAAUGCCAAUUCUGAUUACACACCAAUAAUUUUUCAUCCAGCCAAUGCAAGCUUGAUCCUCUCUAUAAAUAGACUCCACUUCUCUGCUCAAAACCAGCAAUUAAGUUUCAAUGUCACAAUAACCAUUGUGCAACCAACUCCUGUUAAGGGCAUGAUAUCUGAAGGAAAACUAGAGUGGGUAUCAACAUCAGGUGGCCAUGUCGUUCGAAGCCCCAUUGCUGUCAUCUUUGGCUGAGCCAUUUCUCAUUUAUGUGCAUGCGUCAUCCAUGGUUCCUUGAUCAUAAUGCUUGCUACUACAAUAAUAAUGUUUGUUUCCUUUUCAUGCAUGAUCUCACUUUGUAUUGGAAUGAUUAUUAAUUCACAAAUGAAAGGGAACUUGC
This is a messenger RNA of Dioscorea cayenensis subsp. rotundata (Guinea yam), 2435 nucleotides long. RefSeq names its product subtilisin-like protease 4. Bases 341 to 2290 code for a protein of 649 amino acids. Gene Ontology annotation, molecular function: serine-type endopeptidase activity. The record is from RefSeq and is a predicted model, not a curated record. Gene Ontology annotation, biological process: proteolysis. NCBI's taxonomy places the organism in Eukaryota, Viridiplantae, Streptophyta, Magnoliopsida, Dioscoreales, Dioscoreaceae. The transcript has 2 exons.